UGUUGUGUUCAUCAGUGCAACUAUUGGCCAGGCAAAAGAGAUAGGGUCUUUAAGAAAACCUGAAGCAACCCCGCUAACUUCUCUUUGUUUCACACUCGCUAAUCAUGGCGGAGUCCAUGCAAAGGUAGCAAUUUUCUUUCAUGGAGGUUCUCUAUUUGCCAUACAGUAACAUGCCUUUCUGGUUGCUGAGUUCUUUUCCUUCUGUCAGGUAUGCAGUUGUGACAGGGGCAAACAAGGGCAUUGGACUUGAAAUAUGUAAGCAGUUAGCCUGUAAAGGGAUCACGGUGGUGUUAACUGCUAGAGAUGAGAAAAGGGGUCUUGAGGCUCUUGAAAAUCUGAAACACUCUGGUCUCUCGGAUCAUCUAGUUUUCCACCAGCUUGAUGUGGCCGACCCUGCAAGCAUCGCUUCUCUAGCAGAUUUUGUGAAGAAACAGUUUGGGAAGCUUGAUAUCUUGGUGAACAAUGCCGGGAUAGUAGGAGUAAACAUUGAUGCUUUAAACGCUUCAGACAUUUCCGGUGCUCAGGAAGGUUGGAAUACCAUUUGGAGUAAAUUGAGUGCAACUUACGAGGCAGCAGAAGAAUGCCUGAAAACAAACUACUAUGGCGCUAUAAGAACAGCCGAAGCACUUAUUCCCUUGCUGCAGUUAUCUGACUUACCAAGGAUUGUAAACGUUUCCUCCUCUGUGGUCAUGUUAAAGCAUACUACCGGUGAACGGCUCAAAGGAAUAUUAACUGGUUUUACCACUGAAGAGAAGCUGAACGACUUCCUCACUGAAUAUCUGAAAGAUUUUAAGGAGGGUUUACUAGAAAGUAAAGGUUGGCCAACCGCCUUCUCUGCCUAUACAGUCUCAAAAGUAGCCAUGAAUGCCCACACAAGGAUUCUGGCCAAGAAGUAUCCGAAUUUCUGCAUCAACUGUGUUUGCCCUGGCUUUGUCAAAACAGAUAUAAAUUUCAAUACUGGUAAGUUAACUGUUGAAGAAGGCGCCGCAAGUCCUGUUAAGUUAGCACUAUUGCCAAAUGGUGGUCCUUCUGGCCUUUUCUUCAAUCGGAGUGAACCUGCAAGUUUCGACUCAGAUAAUUGAUGCUACUGCUAUAAAUAAUACAAUCUCACCAGAGAUGCAACGCAGCUUUCGUUUUCUCUCAUCCUGUCCCAGUACAAUGAAAUCGCAUAAGAAAUCUUGUGGUGUAACUUUCUUUUGCAAAGUUUGUUUUGUAAAUUCCCAAUUUAUGUGGGUCAAUUACACCAUAUGGUUAAUGCACAGUGGACAAUUUGCAUAGGACUAGAA
Molecule: messenger RNA, 1286 nt
Organism: Theobroma cacao (cacao)
Lineage: Eukaryota; Viridiplantae; Streptophyta; Magnoliopsida; Malvales; Malvaceae
Product: short-chain dehydrogenase/reductase 1-like
Cellular component (GO): membrane
Molecular function (GO): oxidoreductase activity, acting on the CH-OH group of donors, NAD or NADP as acceptor
Source: RefSeq, a predicted model, not a curated record